Messenger RNA from Ctenopharyngodon idella (grass carp), 4341 nucleotides. RefSeq names its product kinesin family member 3B (gene kif3b). Lineage: Eukaryota; Metazoa; Chordata; Actinopteri; Cypriniformes; Xenocyprididae. Gene Ontology annotation, molecular function: microtubule binding; microtubule motor activity; ATP binding. The record is from RefSeq and is a predicted model, not a curated record. Gene Ontology annotation, biological process: microtubule-based movement. The transcript is spliced from 9 exons. Bases 294 to 2615 code for a protein of 773 amino acids.
AUGAUCCAUCCCGGCCUGCAGGGGGAUCACAGCACAUCUCUCCCUCUGUCUCCUCACAGGGGCGGACAUGGCUGACGGAGUUCGUGAGGAGAGAUACGGGUAAUUUUGCAUAUUUGAGCGCUUGGCAGAUUUGAGAUAUGCUUCUGAUGGAUAUGAAGUCGACGGCGAUCUUCAGCGUAAUUUACAGGUUGAAUUGUUGGGGAUGGGAGAGGCUUUGAUGCUGGCAGCACCAUCACUGUGAAAUAAACUACAAACUCAUUAACAGAAGUCUGCAGAUAUACCAAAGUACCAAAAUGUCCAAAAGUAAGAGCUCCGAAUCCGUUAAGGUGGUGGUGCGUUGUCGCCCCAUGAAUGAGAAAGAGCGAGUCGCCAACUUCGAUAGGGUGGUCUCUGUGGAUGUGAAGUUUGGACAAGUGGCCGUGCGCAACCCCCGAGCUACGUCCUCCCAUGAGCACCCCAAAGUGUUCACCUUCGAUUCUGUUUAUGACUGGAAUUCAAAGCAGAUGGAGCUCUACGAUGAGACUUUCCGCCCAUUGGUAGACUCUGUACUGUUCGGCUUCAACGGGACCAUCUUUGCAUACGGUCAGACGGGCACUGGAAAGACUUACACGAUGGAAGGGGUACGAAACGACCCCGACAGAAGGGGUGUCAUUCCGAAUUCCUUUGAACACAUUUUCACGCACAUCUCCCGCUCUCAGAACCAGCAGUACUUGGUCAGGGCUUCAUACUUGGAGAUUUAUCAAGAAGAAAUCAGGGACCUCUUAUCGAAGGACCAGAUGCGGCGAUUGGAGCUCAAAGAGAGGCCUGAUACGGGCGUCUAUGUUAAAGACCUCUCUUCGUUCGUCACUAAAAGUGUUCGUGAGAUUGAGCAUGUGAUGAACGUGGGGAACCAGAACCGCUCGGUUGGUGCAACUAACAUGAACGAGCACAGCUCUCGCUCUCACGCGAUCUUUGUCAUCACCAUUGAGUGCAGUGAGUUGGGUCUUGAUGGAGAGAACCACAUUCGGGUUGGGAAACUCAACCUUGUUGACCUGGCUGGAAGUGAAAGACAGACCAAAACUGGUGCUCAGGGUGAACGCUUGAAAGAAGCCACCAAAAUCAACCUCUCCUUGUCAGCUUUGGGCAACGUCAUCUCAGCGCUGGUGGACGGGAGAAGCACCCACAUCCCGUACCGUGACUCUAAGCUUACGAGACUGCUGCAGGAUUCCUUGGGUGGAAAUGCCAGAACAGUUAUGGUGGCCAACAUUGGACCUGCUUCCUACAAUGUGGAGGAGACUCUGACCACGCUACGCUAUGCAAACCGCGCCAAAAACAUCAAGAACAAACCCCGCGUCAAUGAAGACCCAAAGGAUGCCCUGCUCCGGGAGUUUCAGGAGGAGAUUGCCCGCUUGAAAGAACAGUUGGAGAAAAGGUCUGGGAAGAAGAAGAGAAAAAGGAGGAGGAGGAGGGUUGGAGAAGGAGGAGAGGAGUUAGAGGAUGAAGAGGAGGAGGAGGAUGAUGAGGAGGAUGACGACGAAGAGGAAGAAAUGGGUGCGGAUAAGAACAUCGCAGAUUAUUGGCGUGAGCAACAGGAGAAGCUGGAGAAGGAGAGGAGGGCCAUCAUGGAGGACCACAGCCUGGUGGCAGAGGAGAAACAGCGGCUGCUGAAAGAGAAGGAGAGGAAGAUGGACGAUCUUCGCAAAGAGAAGGAGGCUUCAGAGAUGCUGGCGGCCAAAGUUAAGGCCAUGGAGAGCAAGCUGCUGGUGGGAGGGAAGAACAUUGUUGACCACACCAAUGAGCAGCAGAGGAUUCUGGAGCUGAAGAGACAGGAGAUAGCCGAACAGAAAAGGCGGGAAAGGGAGAUGCAGCAGGAAAUGGAGUGUCGUGAUGAAGAGACGCUGGAGUUGAAAGAGACGUACAGCUCACUGCAGCAGGAAGUUGACAUCAAGACCAAGAAACUGAAAAAGCUCUUUUCCAAGCUCCAGUCUGUGAAGGCGGAGAUUCAGGACGCCCAGGAUGAACAUGUCAAGUACAGGCAGGAGCUGGAGCAGACUCAGAACGAGCUCACCAGAGAACUCAAACUCAAACAUCUGAUCAUAGAGAACUUCAUCCCACUGGAGGAGAAGAACAAGAUUGUGACAAGAGCCACUUUUGACGAGGAAGAUGACCUCUGGAAAAUGACCCCCAUCACCCGUAUUCAAAAUGAUCAGCAGAUGAUGAAAAGACCUGUUUCUGCAGUUGGCUACAGACGGCCUCUGAGUCAGCAUGCCCGUACGGCCAUGUUGAUGCGGCCUGAUGUCAGAUACAAGGCUGAGAAUAUCUUGCUGCUGGAGUUGGAUUUGCCCACACGGACCACAAAAGACUACGAGGGACCAGUGAUAGCGCCUAAAGUGGCUGCGGCUCUGGAGGACGCUCUGAGAGAGGAGGACGAGAUCCAGGUGGACGCUUCUGGCUUCCGUGCCAGCCUGGGCCCCAGUCCAGGCCUCAGCGCCUCAGCUGCUGGGUUUUCCAAGAAACCAAAGUCAGGCCGCCCAAAAACUGGCAAGAAGGUGAGCACUCCAACUUCAGCUCACAGCCCUUUGUCCGGCUCAGGGUCUCCUCUUUACCCACAAUCUCGAGGGCUUGUGCCCAAGUGACACCGGCCUUCACUGCUCCAUAUGAACUAACCAGCUUUGGCAUUAACGUUCUUAAAUGCCAGGCAUGGGAUGGUUUUCAGCAAAAUCGGUGGAACGUCUCAUCGAGCUCCUCCUGGUGUGGCAUUUAAACUGCCAAUCAGCCCUUAAUGCUUGAGCUUUCAUAUUACCUUGUAUUUAGAUGUCCCUUUGACAUCGUGUUUACAGCACAAAAAAAAGUUACAUUUGGCAACCUUCAAAGUCUUACAGCUCACCACAAGAUGAAGUUCCACAGAUUUAGUUUGCACUUAAACAAAAUGUUACAUGUUUUGUGUGUGUGAGGUCAUCGAGACAGCAGAUGGUCUCGGCAUUGUGACCAUGCGUGUUAGAUUUGUCAUUGUGGGGAUGUUUUUGUGUGCGUGUCUUUCUAAUUUUCCCAAUUGUAGGAAUAACACAUUUCUCAGAGAUGAUAUUUCUGCUGGUUUGGGCCACAGAAGCUCUGUAUUGAGAGACAUUUCAUGAUUGGCUGAGACCCAGAACAACCUCUAAGGCUUUCUCGAAGACUCUUCGAGUCUCUUUGGCUGGGGUAAGGGCCGGGCUUUCGUCGCAGUCAGCGCUGUAUCCAGUAAGGACAGGAGUGGGGGGUUUGAAGGUCAUCACACACUAAGAUUAUCAGGGUUCCAAGGUGCCUUAGAUUCUCAUUGAGUACAGAAGGAGGUCUCCUGGUGGUCUGAGAGUCCCUUGACCUGAUAGCUGGAUAGUAGAACCUGGAAUCCACACAAAAACCCCAGUGGAUGUUUCCUGAAUGCUUUGAAUUACACUUUAAGUCUGUUGUGUUGGGCAGGCUUGUAUUUAAUCGUUAAAUGUUACACAAGGAGAUCUGUAAACACGAGUUUGACAUGAGUAAGUCUUAUUUCUGUCUGUUGAACUGUCAAACCUUGACUACCCCUCCUUAAACUAGUGAAGAUGAUACCAUUGCCUGCUGCUACUGUAGGGUUCUUUUACCCGUUGUGUCAUAGCAUAUGGUUUAUGUAUAUUGAGACAUGUUAGUAAAUAAAUCUGCAUUAUCAUUGCAGUUGUAUUAAAAUAAAAAUAAAAAAAUAAUAGUAAAUGCAGUCUUGGAGUAACAUUUAAAAGGCUAACUUAUUACCAUACUAGCUGGUUUUAUAUUCAAGCAAUUGUAGAUAGUUUUUAACGGUCUUAUGUUCUUUGCUUAGAUUUAUAUGGUUUAUUUUUGAAUAUGUAUUAUUUAAAGUUCUGUACAAAUUUAUUUUUGCAUAUGAGAUUUAAGUAUAAUUUUCAUGUGAUUAACUAAGUUCUUCUGUGUUAAGCAAAUUACAUCAUAAAAUAGUAAACAUACAGUUUCUGGAUUAUCAGAAUAUGUACUGCAAAUCCCUGAUGCUGGUAUUCCCACUGAAAUGUGUGAAUUUCUUCAUGUAAUAAUAUUACUGUCUGCUCCAUCCUGGCUGUAUUAUUGCAUAAGUCUAUAUUAUUUUUAAGGUUUUAGCAUGACAUAAAAACAUCUAAAGCAUUAUAGACUAAUUGAAACUAUAUGUCUGCAUUCUAAUACUCCACUUUCACCUUCUUCCACGUGAUGCAUGAGUUCAGUUCUGAUAUACAACCACACAGAAAAUAUUUUUAAUGUUCACACAGGUUUUUUUUGUUAAAAUGUUUUUGAAUUUGUAUUUGAGUUUGUUGAUGUCCUAAAUGUCUUACAACUUAAUCUUUUAAUUAAAGGAUGAUUAUUAUG